Messenger RNA from Calidris pugnax (ruff), 4100 nucleotides. It is a transcript of the gene TULP1, whose product is annotated as tubby like protein 1. NCBI's taxonomy places the organism in Eukaryota, Metazoa, Chordata, Aves, Charadriiformes, Scolopacidae. Gene Ontology annotation, cellular component: cilium. The transcript is spliced from 14 exons. Gene Ontology annotation, molecular function: actin filament binding. Gene Ontology annotation, biological process: protein localization to cilium. The coding region runs from base 54 to 1709 and encodes 551 amino acids. The record is from RefSeq and is a predicted model, not a curated record.
GAGAGGAGGAGGUUGGGCAGGGAGGAAGGAGCCAUCCCGCUGGAGUGGGAGCCAUGCCGCUGCAGACGGAGAUCCUGCGGGAGGUCUGGGCUGCCGAGAGCCCCAGCGAGGAGCCAGGCAGCCCCCCACCACACAAACCCAAGCAGCUCUGUCCCUGGGGGCAGAAGGUGAAGAAGAAGAGGCAGGAGCCCACGCUGGAGCCUGAGGCCAAGCCCCGGCGGCUGCGGGCGAAGAAGCUGGGUGAGGCGGGGGCUACAGAGGAGCCCCGUGCCCCAGCACAGGGGGUGAAGAAGCUGAGGAAGAAGAAGGAAGAGAAGGGGGAGGAGGAGAGCGACAAGGACCCCUACUCCAAAUUCACCAAGGAGCCUCGGAAGAAGAAGGAGAGCCCGGCCCCCGGCUCCCGCACCGCCAAGGGCCCCAAGAAGCAGCAAGAGCUGGCCAAGGACUCAGAGGAUGAGGAGGAGGAAGAGGAGGUGGAAAAUAAAGACCCACCAAAAAAGCUCAAGAAGAAGGUGCCCAAAGAGCCCCCCUCGGGUGAGAGCCGGGAGAAGAAGCAGAAGCCAAAGGGAGACAAGAGUGACACCGAUGGCAAAGCCAAAUCUGCCAAAAGCACCAAGAAGGAGUCAAUGUCCAUGUUCCAGGUGAAUGGGGAGAAGAAGGAGAAGAAAACCAAGAAGAAGGCUGCCACCAGCAGUGAGGAGGAGGAUGAUUCCGAUGCCAGCACCAAACCCAUCAGGUCGGAGAAGAAGAAAAACCCGGCGUCCCUCUUCCAGACUGGUGGAGACCCCCCCAAGGAGAAGAAAGCCAAAAAGAAAGCUCCUCCCAAAGCGGCCGAGAGCGAGGAGGAGGCCCCAGAGACCCCCCAGAAAAACUCCAACAAGAAGGGCAAAGGGAAGAAAUCAAAGAAGUCGAAGGAGGAGAGGCCCCCGUCACCCGUCAUCGAGGUGGACAACCUGGAGGAGUUUGUGUUGCGACCGGCGCCGCAGGGAGUGACCAUCAAGUGCCGGGUGACACGGGACAAGAAAGGGAUGGACCGGGGGCUUUAUCCCACCUAUUACCUCCACUUGGAUAAUGACAAGAAGGUGUUCCUCCUCGCUGGGAGGAAGCGCAAGAAGAGCAAAACCUCCAACUACCUCAUCUCCAUCGACCCCACUGACCUGUCGCGGGGGGGAGAAAACUUCAUCGGGAAGCUGAGGUCCAACCUGAUGGGAACCAAGUUCACGGUGUUCGACAAUGGCGCCAACCCUGACAGAGCCAACGCCAACUGGUCCAACGUGCGGCAGGAGCUCUCAGCUGUGGUCUAUGAGACCAAUGUUUUAGGGUUCAAAGGCCCCCGGAAGAUGACGGUCAUCAUCCCUGGGAUGAACUCUGACAAUGAGAGGGUGCCCAUCCGGCCCCGGAAUGACAACGACGGCCUCCUGAUGCGAUGGCAGAACAAAAACAUGGACAACGUGAUCGAGCUGCACAACAAGGCACCAGUGUGGAACGAUGAGACCCAGUCCUAUGUCCUCAACUUCCACGGUCGGGUCACCCACGCCUCCGUCAAAAACUUCCAGAUUGUCCACGGCAGCGACCCCGACUACAUCGUGAUGCAGUUCGGGCGCGUGGCCGACGACGCCUUCACCAUGGACUACAACUACCCGCUCUGCGCCGUCCAGGCCUUCGCCAUCGCCCUCUCCAGCUUUGACGGCAAGCUGGCCUGCGAGUAGCACCCGCGCCGGGGCCACCGGGGCCACCAGGGCUGUGUGCCGGUGCUGGAUGGAUGCUCCUGCAUCCCCGUCCCGCUCCGUUCCCUCCGUUUCCACCUUCUGCCCGGUGAAUUCUCAUGGUGACAGCCGCCCCCCGGGGUGGCUCAAGGCGCACGGUGCCCCCAGCCCCCCGUGGGACACUCAUCUGGCCACUGCCACCCUCUCCGGGCAAAUUAGGGACAGAUCACUGGUGUGGGGCAGAUGGCAGAGUCAGACCUGGCGUAUAUUUAGCAGAUGAGGCUGACUGCGAUCCCAAUCUCAUCCCUUUGAGACAUUUCUUGGACUCGGAUCCUGGAAACUCAUCCCCCCCCCUUUUUUUUUUUUAAGCUCUGGUUUGUAUUUUGUAGCUCAGUCUCCCAGUUAGAGGGGGGGUUGGUGGUCUCUUCAGCGUGUGUUUCCUCACAGAACGUGGCUGGGCUCUGCCCAAGCUCCUGGUGAGGGACACCCUCCCCCCCCCCAGCUCAAUGCCCACCAGACACUGAACCCCAUUUUGCCCCAUUUUGCUGUGGUGCAAGUGGCCGUGUGGUGCUCAUGGUGUCUUUGCACGCCCCAGGUUCUCCACCCACUUGGAAGCCUUUGGGUGAUUUGGGUCCCUGGGGAGCAGCCUGGCACCCAGAGCGCUGGCAGCACGUGGGCACGUGCCGAUGGAAGCUGGAGGGAGGGCUGGUAGCCACGUGAGGCAGAGCCGGCGUCACCGGCAUGGGGCCGGGCUGGGUCGGUGCCACCAGGAGGGACCUGGAAGGGAAAACUCUGGGUGCACCAGGAAGCACCGGGGUGACUCACGAGGUGUGGUGUGGUGCUGAGUCACGCUCGGUGCCCGGAUGGGUACUGCCGAUGGGCACCCCAUGCCCCUGGCACCCUGCGGCAUCCCUCCGGACCCCCCUGGGCUGGUGGUCCCACGGAGCCCCCGCACGCUCCAGGUGUCCCCGCUGCCGGGACUGGCCCCUCUGGUGCUCCCUGCUCACGGGGAGGUGACAUCCCAUGGCACAGGCCUGUGGGAUGUUAUGGGGGGGCUGUGUGGGGUCAUUGUGAAGGGGAGAUAGUGGAAAGGGGCAGCUCGGGGGGAGCAGAGCAGCCCAUGCCCCCCAUUUCCAGGAUUUGGCUGCACAGUCCCAAAUCUGAUUAAUUCAGUGGUGAGAAACACUGGGACAUGCCAAGGUGCCCCCAAACACCAUCCUCAACUCCCCAGUAAUGCUUCUCUCACCUGCUCAGCUCAUGCGCUGAUCCCAGGGGGGCUGAUAUGAUCUGGGGGACCCUUUCCAGGACAUAAGCAGGUCUUUCCCCCAUCCUGGGGGUGACCUGAGCCCCCCAAGUUAACGCUGUGAGAGGCAGCUGGAGUGGGAAGGUCGAGGAGCAGGAGAGGGAGGAGACAUGCAGUCAUACAAGAGGGAUGCUUGUCUUCACCAGGCAGUGUCACAACACUGCCGUGACCUGAGCCGGUCCCUAUGCGUGUCUAGGGACGGGUGACAGUGACAGUAGGACCCUGGGCUGCAGCUGGACCUGGCCAACAUCCGCCACGGUGGCUUUUCCCGAUGAAACCAAGGUUUUCCCAGCAGCCACACGAAUCCAGGCUCCGUGAUUCAUCGGCAGACGUUGGUGGUGGGGGCAGAGGGAGGCGGACAGCUCGGGGACAACGUGGGACAUUGUCCCUUACCCAGGCGGCGAGAUCAGAGACCUUCUCGUGAGCUGAAGGGAGAACCAGCCGCCGUGGUUCGGGGCCAGCAUCCCAUGGCUAGGUAUGGCCAGCAAAUGUGGGGGAAGCAAGAGCUUUCUGCCCAAAUCCAGCCAGGAACCCACCAUCUGUUUGAAAUCGGGAGAAGCUCAGCGAAGGGUUGAGCAAACCCUUGUCCCCAUUUCCUUCGGUGGAAGCAGAAAAGCCAAAGCAGGGUGAAAGGGAGGGGCUUGGGCUCCCCAACCUCUCUCUGGAGCACGAGCUGCCGUUAUCCCAGCUGUUCCCUGGGGAGUUUCUCCUUCCCCGCACCCAAAAAGUCUCCAUGUUGCCCCUGGUGGCUUCCAAACCCCUUGGGAUUCCCAGCCUGCGGCCCAAGGGGAGUGAAAAAACACCCCGCCAUGGGUGUCCAAGGCGAUGCCACCCCAUCCCAGGACACGGUGACCGUCUCAGCCUCCCACCCCAAAGCGCUUCCACAAACCCGCUAAACCAAACCAACUGCAGCACAAGAAACAAAUGAAAACAAUUUACGAGGGCGAUGGAGAUGCGGGGCCUUUGUUUGCGCUGGCUGUUAACACCAGCGGAGAGGAGGAAUGGAAGCAGUUGAAAUGUGUAUCUACUUUGGCCGACGGAAAGUGUGACGGAUGCGCCGGCGGACCAAUGGCUGAGGGUGCUGGGGUGUG